Messenger RNA from Aspergillus eucalypticola CBS 122712, 1110 nucleotides. RefSeq names its product putative vacuolar transporter chaperon Vtc1. Gene Ontology annotation, cellular component: vacuolar transporter chaperone complex; fungal-type vacuole membrane. Lineage: Eukaryota; Fungi; Ascomycota; Eurotiomycetes; Eurotiales; Aspergillaceae. The transcript has 2 exons. The record is from RefSeq and is a predicted model, not a curated record. The coding region runs from base 420 to 788 and encodes 122 amino acids.
CCCCCCCGGAGCUUAAAUCUCUCUUCCCUCUUGUCUCUCUCUCUCUCCUUUAGAGAACUAACUCAACUUGGAACUAAUCUAACGUUAGUUUGGCGUCUUCUUAUCACCACCACUGCAACUAGUUACUCCGUGCAGAAUUCUCUUCUCUUUCUGCCUCUCUCUCUCUCUUUUCUUUUUUACCCUUCCCACUCUCUGUCUUCUACCUAUCUCCUACUCUCUUAUCUUUUUCUCUCCCAGACAAGAAAAGAAACAAGUCACACGACCUGCUGCAGCUCUCCAACUAGCUUAGUUACCUGCACUACAAUCUCCCUUCUCAUCCCCUCUCCUCCUCCUCCUCCUCCUCCUCCUCCUCCUCCUCCUUCUUCUCCUCCCUUGCUACUAUCCUCUCACAACCACACCACCUUACCUCACAAUUAAAAAUGUCCUCCCAACCACUCCUCCAAACCGCCCCAGGAAAAAGAAUCGCCCUCCCCACACGUGUCGAACCCAAAGUCUUCUUCGCCAACGAGCGCACCUUCCUCUCAUGGCUGAACUUCACCGUCAUCCUAGGCGGUCUCGCCGUCGGUCUGCUGAACUUCGGUGACCGCAUUGGCCGCAUCUCCGCCGGUCUGUUCACCAUCAUCGCCAUGGCCGCGAUGAUCUAUGCGCUGGUGACCUUCCACUGGCGCGCGCAGAGUAUUCGCAAACGAGGCCAGAGUGGAAUUGAUGAUCGCUUCGGGCCGACGAUCCUCGCUAUGGCGCUUUUGGCGGCCGUCGUGGUGAAUUUCGUGCUCAGGAUGGUGGAGUGAUUUUUCUAUUCUAUUGGUUUUUGUCUGUGUGAGUGUCGAGGGUGAGGGUAUGGGGAUUGGGUGUUUGUGUGAUGGGGAAGGCAUUGAUCGGUGCUGGUCGCUGGUUUAUGUUUGUAUCUUUGUGGGUGAGAAUCGUCUUGGGUAUAACUGUGUCAAUGAAUGAGUUGUUGGGGAGCAAAUUGAAGGAAGAUGAUAUGUAUUGUUUCAUGCUGUUUGUUAGUAGUAUUGAGCAUUCUUUUCCUACGAGUCUAGACUGUGUUUUAACUAGUUUGUUACUGGGUUUGUUGUUAAAAGUUCAUCAAUAGUACCCACUCAUGAGCAC